Budorcas taxicolor (takin) is the source of this 2083-nucleotide messenger RNA. It is a transcript of the gene KBTBD7, whose product is annotated as kelch repeat and BTB domain containing 7. Gene Ontology annotation, molecular function: protein binding. The record is from RefSeq and is a predicted model, not a curated record. Lineage: Eukaryota; Metazoa; Chordata; Mammalia; Artiodactyla; Bovidae. The transcript has a single exon. The coding region runs from base 41 to 2083 and encodes 680 amino acids.
GCCCGGUUCUCGUCCUUCUCUCACCGCCGCCCUCUUCACCAUGCAGUCCCGGGAAGAAGCUCCGCGCUCUCGCCGCCUCGCCAGUCCCCGCGGCGGGAGGCGUCCCAAGAGGAUUUCCAAGCCCUCAGUUUCGGCUUUUUUCACGGGCCCGGAGGAGCUGAAGGACACGGGCCAUUCUGCAGCCCUGCUGGCCCAGCUCAAGUCCUUCUACGACGCGCGGCUGCUCUGCGAUGUGACCAUCGAGGUGGUCACCCCCGGCAGCGGGCCUGGCACGGGCCGCCUUUUUUCCUGCAACCGUAACGUGCUGGCGGCCGCGUGUCCCUACUUCAAGAGCAUGUUCACCGGCGGCAUGUACGAGAGCCAUCAGACGAACGUGACCAUGCACGACGUGGACGCCGAGUCCUUCGAGGUGCUGGUCGAUUACUGCUACACCGGUCGCGUGUCAUUAAGUGAGGCCAACGUGCAGCGCCUUUACGCGGCCUCCGACAUGCUGCAGCUGGAGUACGUGCGGGAAGCCUGUGCCUCCUUCCUAGCCCGCCGCCUUGACCUGGCCAACUGCACGGCCAUCCUCAAGUUCGCCGACGCCUUCGACCAUCACAAGCUGCGAUCACAGGCCCAGUCCUUUAUAGCCCACAACUUCAAGCAGCUCAGCCGCAUGGGUUCGAUUCGGGAAGAGUCCCUGGCAGAUCUGACCCUGGCCCAGCUGCUAGCUGUCCUGCGCCUGGACAGUCUAGACAUCGAGAGUGAGCGGACCGUGUGUCACGUGGCGGUACAGUGGUUGGAGGCGGCUCCCAAGGAGCGGGGUCCCAGCGCUGCAGAAGUCUUCAAGUGUGUCCGCUGGACCCACUUCUCUGACGAAGAUCGGGGCUACGUGGAAGAGCUGCUGACCAAGCCCAUUGUAAAGAAGUACUGUCUGGACCUUGUUGAAGGGGCCCUGCAGAUGCGAUAUGGUGACAUGUUGUGCAAGUCUCUGGUGCCCAAGCCAGAGAGCAGCAGCAGUAGCUCUGUUGUGUCCAUAGCAGAAAAUCCACCCCAGAGGCUGGGUAUGUGUGCCAAGGAGAUGGUGAUCUUCUUUGGCCAUCCCAGAGAUCCCUUUCUGUGCUAUGACCCAUACUCGGGGGACAUUUACACAAUGCCAUCACCUUUGACCAGCUUGGCUCACACUAAGACUGUCACCUCUUCAGCUGUCUGUGUCUCUCCAGACCAUGACAUCUAUCUGGCCGCCCAGCCCAGGAAGGAUCUCUGGGUGUAUAAACCAGCCCAGAAUAGUUGGCAGCAGCUUGCUGACCGCCUGCUCUGCCGGGAGGGCAUGGACGUGGCAUACCUCAAUGGCUACAUCUACAUCCUGGGUGGGCGGGACCCCAUUACUGGAGUGAAAUUAAAGGAAGUGGAGUGCUACAGUGUCCAGAGGAACCAGUGGGCCUUAGUGGCUCCUGUACCACAUUCCUUCUAUUCCUUUGAACUCAUAGUGGUUCAGAACUAUCUUUAUGCUGUGAACAGUAAGCGCAUGCUCUGCUAUGAUCCUAGCCAUAAUAUGUGGCUGAACUGUGCCUCUCUUAAACGGAGUGACUUUCAGGAAGCCUGUGUCUUCAAUGAUGAGAUCUACUGCAUCUGUGACAUCCCAGUCAUGAAGGUGUAUAACCCAGCCAGGGGAGAAUGGAGGCGUAUUAGCAAUAUUCCCCUGGACUCGGAGACCCACAACUACCAGAUUGUCAAUCAUGGCCAAAAGUUGCUCCUCAUCACUUCUACAACCCCUCAGUGGAAAAAAAACCGGGUAACUGUGUAUGAAUAUGAUACAAGGGAAGACCAGUGGAUUAAUAUAGGGACCAUGUUAGGUCUUCUGCAGUUUGACUCUGGCUUUAUUUGCCUCUGUGCUCGUGUUUAUCCUUCCUGCCUUGAACCUGGUCAGAGUUUCAUCACUGAGGAAGAUGAUGCACGGAGUGAGUCUAGUACUGAAUGGGACUUAGAUGGGUUCAGUGAACUGGACUCUGAGUCAGGAAGUUCAAGUUCUUUUUCUGAUGAUGAAGUCUGGGUACAGGUAGCCCCUCAGCGAAAUGCACAGGAUCAGCAGGGUUCUUUGUAA